Rhopalosiphum padi (bird cherry-oat aphid) is the source of this 580-nucleotide messenger RNA. Its product is annotated as mitochondrial import inner membrane translocase subunit Tim16-like. The transcript has 2 exons. Lineage: Eukaryota; Metazoa; Arthropoda; Insecta; Hemiptera; Aphididae. Gene Ontology annotation, cellular component: TIM23 mitochondrial import inner membrane translocase complex. The record is from RefSeq and is a predicted model, not a curated record. Gene Ontology annotation, biological process: protein import into mitochondrial matrix. Bases 76 to 435 code for a protein of 119 amino acids.
CUAUCAGCGGUGGUUGUCCAGUAUCGAUGUGAUAACGAGAGUCCGCACUUCCGUCCGUGGUACGACGUUCGAACCAUGGCCAAAUAUAUCGUGCAAAUAAUAAUCAUCGGCUCUCAGAUUGUCGGCAAGGCCCUGACCAAAGCUCUUAAACAGGAAUACGCCGCAAGCCAGGAGUCCGCUCGUAGGGCUGGUGGAGGACGUGCGGGCGCAGCUCACGCCGCAGCAAAUGCCAAGGCCGGAAUCACGUUGGAGGAGGCCAAACAGAUAUUGAACGUCCAAGAUAUGACCCAAGAUGAAAUCCAGAAAAGAUAUGAAUAUUUAUUCAAAAUAAAUGACAAAUCAGUAGGUGGUUCAUUUUACCUACAGUCUAAAAUAUACAGAGCUAAAGAACGACUAGAUAAAGAAAUUUCCAAUAAGAGUAGUGAAAAAGCGUAAAUAAUAUAGAGUAGGUAACUAAUAUAUUAUUUUAUGUGUUAAUAAACAUGUAUAAUUUUGUUAUAAUAAAAUAAAAACAAUUAUUUUUUAAUUUAGAUAUUUAGUCAAUUGUAUCAAAUUAUAUAAUAAAUUGUAAAAUUGAAAA